GCCUCUGGAGACCCUCACUACAUCACCUUUGAUCGUAAGGCCUAUGACUUCCAAGGAACCUGCCGCUAUGUUCUGGUGACCCUCUGUAAUGCCACUGAUGAGCUCAAUCAGUUUUCCGUGGAAGCUAAGAAUGAGGCAUUGAAUGGGCAUUCACUUUCAACAGUAGCUGAAGUUUUUGUGAAUGUGUGGGGCUAUGACGUGCAUAUGUCAAGGGACAGAAGAGGUUUGGUACAAGUGAAUGGAGUAACUAGAAAUUUACCUAUUGUCUUGAAUGAAGGUAAUGUGUCUAUCUAUGCAACAGGAUCUCGUAUAGUUGCCAGCACUAAUUUCGGCUUGAGUGUUACCUAUAAUGGAUAUAGUGCAGUGUUUAUCUCCGUACCACCAAAUUACAGAGAAAAAAUAUGUGGACUUUGUGGAAAUUUUAAUGGAAAUCCAAAUGAUGACUUUCACACACCAUCUGGAACGAUAGUCACAUCUCCAGAUGAGUUUGGGAGAGCCUGGAAGGUGCCAGGCAACUACACGUGCAAUGAUGGCUGUGGCUCCUCCUGUCCACAGUGUACCAAUGAACAGCCUGCUAGAGAUCAGUGUGAAGUGAUACAGGCAGCUGAUGGGCCCUUCAGUUUCUGUCACGAGGAGGUGGACCCGGCGCCAUAUUUCAACGACUGUCUGUUUGACGUAUGUUUGUCAGGAAAUCAAGGCCACGAUCUCUUGUGCAGUGCCAUUGAAUCAUAUGUCAGUGCCUGUCAGUCUGCUAAUGUUCGUAUCUAUCCGUGGAGGGAGAACACCACCUGCAGUGAGUCAACAUGUUGUUUUAUUAUAUUUAUAUCUAAAUUUACAAGAAAUUUGCUAACCACUUAA
Messenger RNA from Pundamilia nyererei, 858 nucleotides. Its product is annotated as alpha-tectorin-like. Gene Ontology annotation, cellular component: extracellular matrix. NCBI's taxonomy places the organism in Eukaryota, Metazoa, Chordata, Actinopteri, Cichliformes, Cichlidae. Bases 205 to 858 code for a protein of 217 amino acids. The transcript has 3 exons. The record is from RefSeq and is a predicted model, not a curated record.